AUGGCUAAUACUGGAUUGUUGAUAUGUUCGAACCCAUUUCGUUUGCUUCGCAUAUUUCCACAAAUACAACGCGAUGUACAAAGUACGCUUUACGUCCAUUUCUUUCCACUUCCAAUGCCGGAUAAGAAAACUGUACGACAUCGAUUCAUGAUGAUAGAUGCUUACAAAAAUCUAAGUCCCAUGAACGUGGAUGUUCGCAUCCUUUUAUGUGGUCUCAAGGGCACACCAAACUCACAGAUCACUACCAAACGACCAGUAGAUGUGAUUUUUUAUGACGACCAUAUAAAGUCUGAACAACUUCAUCAUGUGAUGUCGUCAUUAAGUAACAAGUCUCCUAAUUGCAAGACUGUAUUUGUACAACCAAAUGAAGCUUAUAGUCCAAAUGAUACAAAGGAAAAUAACCAAUACGAUGAAAUGGAAACUGAACUGUAUGAGAGUGUGGUUUUAGGUGGAACUUUUGAUAGACUACACAAAGGCCAUAAAAUAUUAUUAAGUACAGCUGCUCUGAAAUGCACUAAAAAAUUAACAGUGGGCGUAACCGACAUUUCCAUGUUAGAUGAUACCAAAAAAUUAAAGGAACUUAUUGAACCUUGUAAUACUCGAAUAAGAAAUGUUGAAGGAUUUUUAAAAGAUAUUGAUCCAACAUUAGAAUAUGAAGUAUUGCCUAUUUAUGAUAUUUAUGGUCCAACAAUUCAUGAUCGUACAUUUCAGAUGAUUAUUUUAAGUGAAGAAACUGUGAAAGGUGGAGAGUUAAUUAACGAGAAAAGAAUUCAAAACAAAUUAGAACCCCUCGAUAUAAUACCUGUGCCAUUAUUAGAGGAAGAUAAAUCAACAAGUGAUUGUUGCGAAGAAGAAGAACAAAAAAUAAGUUCAAGCAAUUAUCGCAUGCGAUUGUUAGGUACACUCUUAAAACCACCACAACCAAAUCCUAAUAUACCCUCAUGUCCAUAUAUUAUUGGAUUAACUGGUGGAAUUGCAAGUGGUAAAUCAUCUAUUGCUAAUUAUUUAAAAGAUCUAGGAGCUUUUGUAAUUAACGCUGAUACUGUGGCACAUAGACUUUAUGAUAUAAAUCAGCCUGCAUAUCAAGAAGUCAUUGAUGUGUUUGGUCCUAGCAUACUGACUACAAAUAACGAAGUAGACAGAAAAAAAUUAGGUGACAUAGUUUUUAAUGACAAGGCUAAACUGGAACAAUUAAAUACAAUAAUUUGGCCUUUAAUUUUGCAAAGAAUAAAAUCAAUAGUCCAAUCAACCAAAGGUCAUAAUAUAGUUGUAUUAGAAGCAGCUGUUCUUUUAAGGGCAAAUUGGCAAUACCAUUGUCAUGAAAUAUGGGUUUCAAUUAUUCCAAAAAAAGAAGCUAAUACAAGACUUCAAAAGCGCAAUAAUUUGAGUGAAAAACAAGCGGAAGAACGAAUUAAAUCUCAACCAUCAAAUGACGAAUAUGUUAAAAAUGCAAAUGUUUUAUUUUCGACAUUGUGGAGCUGUAAUUUUACUCAUAUUCAAGUUAAAAGAGCAUGGAAUAGCCUUUUAAAUAGAAUUUCUAGUAAUCACUGA
Molecule: messenger RNA, 1551 nt
Organism: Macrosiphum euphorbiae (potato aphid)
Lineage: Eukaryota; Metazoa; Arthropoda; Insecta; Hemiptera; Aphididae
Source: the annotation of a GenBank genome assembly